This is a messenger RNA of Xylaria bambusicola, 856 nucleotides long. RefSeq lists its product as uncharacterized. The transcript is spliced from 5 exons. The record is from RefSeq and is a predicted model, not a curated record. Gene Ontology annotation, biological process: positive regulation of cytoplasmic translation. Gene Ontology annotation, molecular function: translation regulator activity; mRNA binding; zinc ion binding. Gene Ontology annotation, cellular component: cytoplasm. Lineage: Eukaryota; Fungi; Ascomycota; Sordariomycetes; Xylariales; Xylariaceae. The coding region runs from base 92 to 580 and encodes 162 amino acids.
UUUUGGCAGGGGUGUGUGUGAUCUGACAUAUGAUUCUUGUUGUCUAGGCGGCCAGACCACUCACCAGGUAUGAAGGGGAUUGGCAUGGAGGAUGCUCAGUGCUUCAGGACUAAGAAGAGAAAGCUUGCGGGCAAGACGUUGUACUAAUCAAAAGCUUCUCUCAGGCCCGCGACUGCCCGAACCGAGGCGCUGCGAAAUGGUGCGUCUCGUACCUUUUCCCUCACUUUUACCUUCACUAACUGUCUGUAGCUACAACUGUGGAAACGAGGGUCACCUCAGCCGUGAUUGCCCAGAGGGCCCCAAGGAUAACAAGACUUGCUACAGAUGUGGCCAGAGCGGUCAUAUCAGUCGUGAGUGCCCUCAGGGCGGUGGUCCAAUUGGAGGAGGUAACCAGGGCGGAUCCCAAGAGUGCUAUAAGGUCGGCCACAUUGCCCGCAACUGCCCCGACGCCUACGGCGGUAAUUCCUACGGUGGCGGUUAUGGUGGUGGCGGCCAAGGCAAGACUUGUUAUUCUUGUGGCGGCUAUGGUCACAUGUCUCGAGAAUGUGUUAACGGUAGCAAUGAAACUGAACGGCAAUAAUUUGUAGCAGGCUCAUGGCCCUCUAUGGAUCCCACAGUCGCAUUCAACGUCACCUGCUCAUGGGCUGGAGUUGGACAUAUUGACGACUGAGAUCUUCCAUCAUCCACGUUCUUUGAAAGUGGAGGACGUUCAUAUAUCGACUUGCAUCAACGCUGAAUACCCGUGUCUUCACCUUCGAUUUGAUAUGGCAUUGAAAUUCACCGCGCAGCAUGAAGGGGGGAAAAGGGAACCUAAAAAGUACUGGCACUCAACAAGGGUAUUUUCCUUUCGGCCAAC